Molecule: messenger RNA, 3234 nt
Organism: Lathyrus oleraceus (garden pea)
Lineage: Eukaryota; Viridiplantae; Streptophyta; Magnoliopsida; Fabales; Fabaceae
Product: pentatricopeptide repeat-containing protein GUN1, chloroplastic
Exons: 4
Coding region: 304-2934 (876 amino acids)
Molecular function (GO): protein binding
Source: RefSeq, a predicted model, not a curated record
CUGAAAAUCCAAGGUUGUAGAUAGAAUGUUUCACAACAAAGACAAGAAUUCAAAGCCAUGAAAGGAAACUCAAAGAUUCAAUGCAUGUUCUCAAUUUUUCCCUAUUAAUUCUCAUUCAUUUUCAACACAACCCAAAAUCUCUAUCUUUUCAGUCUCGAAUUCAGUUACCCAUUUUCCAUUUUCAGAGCUUUUUCACUUCAACCAACACAAGCCAUUGAUUCUUGUGUUAUGAAGUUGAAAGUUUUGUUCUUUUUGUUGUUUUCAGAUACCCUUUAGGCAAAAGCUUUCACCUUUGUGUUGACUAUGGCUUCUACUCCAACCCCACCACCAAACUACUCUUCAGUCCCUGCUCAUAGACCUGCUGAAAAUCAAAAUCAUAAGCAUAAUCAGAAUCAGAAUCACCAAAAUAAUCUUAAACGCCAUAGAAAUGAAUGGUCUUCCUCCUCUGGGAGCUAUUCCAACUCAAGGUUAGCACCUUUAGCUCCUGCUGCUGCUGCUGAUAUAGCUGCUGCACAUGGUAGUGGCAAUGGCAGUGGAAGAGGCGUAUUUUCGUCUGCGCCGGGAUCUUUAUUGGAUGGCAGGAGAUCAAAGCUUGCUCCGGAGUUUUCUGGCAGGAAGUCCACCAGGUAUGCUGCAAAGAAACAUUCUGGAAUGCCAAGGGCUGCACUUAAUACACUGCCUCACAGCGAAGCUGCGAAUGAGGUUCUUACUUGUCUCUACAAUGCUGGUAACAUUGCUGCUAAUAUCGAUAAUGUUUUGAUUCCGUACGAACAUAAGCUAUGGGUGGUUGAGGAUUAUGUUUAUAUGCUUAAAGAUUUUGGUAAUACUGGUCAGUUAUUGUUAGCUGAGAAGUGUUAUGAGUUUAUCAUGUCUAAGCCAAAUGGGAGGGUUGCGAAAGGUAAGUUAACGAGUGCUAUGAUCGGUACUCUUGGUAGGUUAGGGGAGAUUGAUCGUGCGAUAGACUUGUUUGGAAAAUCUAGGAAUGAAGGUUAUGGAAUGACCGUGUAUACGUUUUCGGCCAUGAUUAGCGCGUAUGGCCGAAAUGGGCGCUUCCGUGAUGCGGUAGAGUUGUUCAUGUCUAUGCGUGGCUUGGGCCUUGUGCCAAAUUUGGUUACAUACAAUUCGAUAAUUGACGCAGGGGCGAAAGGGGAGGUGAGUUUUGAUGUGGUUGUUAAGUAUUAUGAUGAAAUGCUAGCUGCUGGCAUAAUGCCGGAUCGUCUUACUUAUAAUUCACUUCUUUCUGUUUGUGCGUCGAAGGGCAUGUGGGAAAUGGCUCAAAAGUUAUUGAGAGAAAUGGAUGGUAGGCGUAUUGUUCGCGAUGUUUUUACGUAUAACACGUAUUUGGACACGCUGUGUAAGGGCGGACAGAUUGAUUUGGCUAGAAGGGUAUUCGAAGAGAUGUCUUUCAAGUGCGUUUGGCCAACCAUUGUGACGUAUAGCACACUGAUGGAUGGCUACGCCAAGGCUAACCUCUUGGAAGAUGCCAUUUGUUUGUAUGAAGAAAUGAAGCUUCGAUCUAUUUGUCUUGAUAGAGUGUCCUAUAACACACUGGUCGGCAUCUAUACGAAGCUCGACAGGUUCGAUGAAGCUGUCAAUAUAUGCAGAGAGAUGGACAAAUGUGGAAUUAAAACUGACGUCGUUACAUACAAUGCUCUGUUGGCCGGGUAUGGCAGGCAUGGUAUGUAUGCCGAAGUUAAAAGACUAUUUGAAGAGAUGAAGGCUCGGAACAUAUAUCCGAAUACGCUAACAUACUCUACAAUGGUCGAUGUCUACACUAAAGCUGAAAUGUUUCAGGAAGCGAUGAAUGUUUAUAUAGAGUUCAAGAUGGCAAGAUUGGAGGUUGACGUUGUCUUUUACACUGCAAUCGUAGACGCACUAUGCAAAAACGGUUUCGUUGAGUCUUCGAUUAUGUUGCUUAUUGCAAUGAUUGAGAAAGGAAUCAAACCGAAUGUGGUCACAUUCAACUCCAUAAUAGAUGCAUGUCAACAGUUGCCAGCUUUGGAGUAUCGAGUUCAUGAUUCUUCGCAAGCCAUUGAGUAUCCAAAUGAACAAUCAUCUGCAAUGCUUAUUGAUGGUGCUUUUCAGAAUAAGCCGGGGGAGGACCGGAUCUUGAAGAUGUUUCAGCAACUUGCUUCUGAAAAAGCUGGUCAUGUAAAGAAGCUUAGGAGGGGACGACAAGACCUACACUGCAUAUUUUGGCUCUUCCAAAAAAUGCAUGAGCUGCACAUUAAACCGAACGUCGUCACAUUUUCAGCCAUUUUGAAUGCGUGCAGUCGCUGCAAUUCAUAUGAUGAUGCUACAAAGGUGUUAGACACGCUGCGCUUGUUCGAUAGUCAGGUGUAUGGUGUAACUCAUGGACUGUUGAUGGGUUAUAGGGAACAAGUAUGGUUUACUGCUGAGAGUCUCUUCAAUGAAAUCACGCGUAUGGAUUCUUCAACUGCGUCCGCGUUUUAUAACGCCCUCACAGAUAUGCUAUGGCAUUUCGGUCAGAGACGUGGAGCUCAAAUGGUUGUAAUCGAAGGGAAGAACCGAAACGUGUGGAAAGGCGAAUGGUCAUUUUCUUGCCUGGAUCUGCAUCUGAUGUCUUGUGGUGCUGGCUGUGCUAUGGUUCAUGAUUGGUUGCUCAACAUGCAUAGUACCUUAUUUCAAGGCUCUGAACUGCCUAAGAUUGUGAACAUUUUAACUGGUUGGGGAAAACACAGCAAGGUGAUGGGCGAUGGAACAUUGAAAAGAACUAUCGAAUCGCUUCUUAACGGAAUGAGAUCGCCUUUCAGAUUCGCGGAACAUAAUAUGGGAAGACUUACAUCUCCUGGAGACGCGGUGGCGACUUGGCUUAGACAGCCUGGCAUUUUCGAUAUGCUUGUUCUGUAUGAUGUCUUGAAUCACUCUCAACCUGCUGGUCCAUCGUAUAAGUAUCCAGCUCUUGGCUAUUAGAUCGAUAGAAGCUAUGUAGCAGCGGUGUCCGUUACGACAAAUGACGGGUGUUUGGCGAAAAUCACGGCGCAGCAGGCGAUUGUCUGUGAGUUUAACAUUCUGCAGUAAUAAACUUAAAAUUGGUUGAAGAAAGGAAAGAGUUUUUCCCUUACAUUUGUCUCACAUGUCUUUGAACCAAUUAUGGGUUGAAGAAAAUGCUUCUUAAGUUAGUUUUGAUGAUAAUAUAAUGUAAAGAACAAUUUUAUUAUGUAACAGUUUGUUAUUUGUUUAAAAACUUUUAAAUAGAUUAAAGAUAAUCUA